CGCGGGCGCGCUGCGAGUCGGCGUCGGCGUCCGCGCGCGCGCGCGGCGGGCCGAGGCUGGUGUGGGCUGGAGCAGCGAGCGAAGCGGCGGCGCCCCAGAGCCGAGGGGGCGCGCGGGCCUGGCGCAGCGGGAGCGGACGGCUUCGGAGCGGACGCGGGGCCCCGGCGGGACAGCUCGGCCUCGCCGCUGGGCGCCUCGCGGGCGCCGGUCGCUUCCCGGGCCCGGAGUGGCCGCCGCCCCAGGAGACGCGCCGUGACACGGGCCUAAGGCGCCGCGGGCCGCGGGCGUCCGCGCCGUUCGGCCCGGUGCGGCCCGGGGCGGGGCGGGGACGAGCGCCGGGGCAGGUGCAGCCCCCCGGGCCCGCGAGCGAGGUGUCCACGGCACUGCUCGGCCCGUCCCGGCUCGCAGCGGCCGCGCGUCCCCCCUCGGCGGCCGGAGCUCGGUCGCUGCCCCGCCUUCUCCGGGGAGCGCCAGGCGGGAGCGGCCCGGACCCCGGGCUCGCGCGGGAGACGACGCGCCACAAACUUUGCCUUUUAUUGUUCCCAGCCCUUUAAGUGCGAGGGACUCCGCUGGGCAGGAAAAAUGUCCUUCUUCAAUUUCCGUAAGAUCUUCAAGUUGGGGAGCGAGAAGAAGAAGAAGCAGUACGAACACGUGAAGAGGGACCUGAACCCCGAAGAGUUUUGGGAGAUUAUAGGAGAACUGGGCGACGGAGCCUUUGGGAAAGUGUAUAAGGCCCAGAAUAAAGAGACCAAUGUUUUAGCUGCUGCAAAGGUGAUUGACACCAAAUCUGAAGAAGAACUUGAAGAUUAUAUGGUUGAGAUUGACAUAUUAGCAUCUUGUGAUCACCCGAACAUAGUCAAGCUUCUAGAUGCCUUCUAUUAUGAGAACAAUCUUUGGAUCCUCAUUGAAUUUUGUGCAGGGGGAGCAGUGGAUGCUGUGAUGCUGGAACUUGAGAGACCAUUAACUGAGUCCCAAAUCCAAGUAGUUUGCAAGCAGACUUUAGAGGCUCUGAGUUACUUACAUGACAAUAAAAUCAUCCACAGAGACCUGAAAGCUGGCAAUAUUCUUUUUACCUUAGAUGGAGACAUUAAAUUGGCGGAUUUUGGAGUAUCAGCUAAAAACACCAGGACAAUUCAAAGGAGGGAUUCCUUUAUUGGCACACCAUAUUGGAUGGCUCCUGAAGUAGUCAUGUGUGAGACAUCAAAGGACAGGCCUUACGACUAUAAAGCUGACGUUUGGUCCCUGGGUAUUACAUUAAUAGAAAUGGCUGAGAUAGAGCCACCUCACCAUGAGUUAAAUCCAAUGCGAGUGUUGCUAAAAAUAGCAAAAUCUGAGCCCCCAACAUUAGCACAGCCGUCAAAGUGGUCUUCAAAUUUUAAGGACUUUCUAAAGAAAUGCUUGGAAAAGAAUGUGGAUGCACGGUGGACUACAUCUCAGCUAUUACAGCAUCCCUUUGUGACCGUCGAUUCCAACAAACCAGUCCGAGAGUUGAUUGCUGAGGCAAAGGCUGAGGUAACAGAAGAGGUUGAAGAUGGCAAGGAGGAAGAUGAUGAUGAGGAAGCAGAGAAUGCUCUGCCGAUACCUGCAAAUAAACGCGCCUCCUCUGACCUCAGUAUUGCCAGUUCUGAAGAAGAUAAACUUUCUCAAAAUGCUUGUAUUUUGGAAUCUGUAUCAGAAAGAAUAGAGAUCAGUACUCCUGGGGAUAAAUUUAGCAACAAAGUUCUUAAUGAAAAACCCUCCACUGAUGAACCUCCAAAGGCUGUGAAGGCUGUUACUGAGCACACGGAUGAUCCUAACUUAGAAACUGUGGCUGAACUCAAUGACCAGCCAGUAGGAAUCCAUGAGAAUGGGAGACAGAAGAGACCGAAGCUGGAAGCUCGAGCUGAUACAGAAGCCCAUCCCACUGUGGCUGUUAAUUCAGUCAGUGAAGGGAAUGAGGGGAAUAUAGUAACUUCAGAAACAGACACUGACCAUCUGAAACCAGAGGAAGACAGGAGGAAAGACAACCAGGAGAUACUUGAGAAUAAAUUUAUCAAACCUGAAGAAAUCAAAAAUACGCAUAUUCAAACAAUGGACUCAGUGUCUCAAGAGACUGGAGAAACUGAGGCAGAUUUUCAGGCAGUUGACAAUGAAGUUGGGUUUACAAAAGAAGAUGCCCAAGAGAAACUGGGAAAAGGUGACAAAACUCACCAAGUUGUAGUCAGUGAGGUAGGAACACAUGAGGCACUAGAUGCUGCUGAGAAGGCUCCUGAACACAGCAGCAAGGAUGCCCAGAGUGCUGAUGGGAAGGAAGUAGUGGAAGGAAACCAGAAGUUAGAGAAGCCCACAGAGAGCCCUGAGGCUGGUGGUGCUGAGGAAGAAUCUUCUGUUCAAGAAAGAGUUGAGAAUGAAGAGCUAGGUCAACAGUCCGUAGUGUGUGACGGUGAGGGACUGUUAAUCAGCACUUCAGAGACCACACAGGCAACCAUUGAGGAGCCAGGAACAGAUGAAGUGGAGCAGGGCAGUGAGGCCCAUGGCAUUGAGGAGACAGAGAGACAUGCAGUGACUGGCAGUGCUGAGGAGCAGGCUCUAGGAAGUGAAGCUGAGGCAGCCGCUCCCGAGGGAGAGUUGGAGAGAAAGGAAACUGCACAGGAAGUGCCAGUGAACCCAGAGCCCCAGGCUCCUGCAGCAUCACAGCCCAGUGAGCCUUGUCCUGUCCUAAUACCCAGUAUCAACAUUAACUCUGAAAACACAGAAAAUAAAGGAGAAAUGGGUGCUUUACCAAAACCUGACACCAUACUGCCACAAGAGCCUGAAAAUGAAAAGGGAAAUGUUGCUGACUCGGGGACUGGGUCUGCUGUGGAGACCAGCGGCAGCGACUUGAAUCUGUCCAUCUCUAGCUUCUUAAGCAAAACUAAAGACAGCGGGUCGAUGUCUUUACAAGAGACAAGAAGACAGAAGAAAACAUUGAAGAAAACACGCAAAUUUAUUGUUGAUGGUGUAGAAGUGAGUGUAACAACGUCAAAGAUAGUUACAGAUAGUGACUCCAAAACUGAGGAAUUGCGGUUUCUCAGGCGUCAGGAACUUCGAGAGCUGAGAUUUCUUCAAAAAGAAGAGCAGAGGGCCCAGCAACAGCUCAAUGGCAAACUGCAGCAGCAGCGGGAGCAGAUUUUCAGGCGCUUUGAGCAAGAAAUGAUGAGUAAGAAGCGACAAUAUGACCAAGAAAUUGAGAAUCUAGAGAAGCAGCAGAAACAGACAAUUGAACGACUAGAACAAGAGCACACGAACCGCUUGCGAGACGAAGCCAAAAGAAUCAAAGGCGAGCAAGAGAAGGAGCUGUCCAAGUUCCAGAACAUGCUUAGAAACCGCAAGAAGGAGGAACAAGAAUUUGUUCAGAAGCAACAACAAGAAUUAGAUGGCUCUCUGAAAAAGAUCAUCCAGCAACAGAAGGCAGAGUUGGCCAAUAUCGAGAGAGAGUGCUUGAAUAACAAGCAGCAGCUUAUGAGAGCACGAGAAGCUGCUAUUUGGGAGCUUGAAGAACGACACUUACAAGAGAAGCACCAGCUGCUGAAGCAGCAGCUCAAAGACCAGUACUUCAUGCAGAGACACCAGCUGCUUAAACGCCACGAGAAGGAAACAGAACAAAUGCAGCGUUAUAAUCAACGACUUAUUGAGGAAUUGAAGAACAGACAGACUCAGGAACGAGCAAGACUACCCAAGAUUCAACGAAGUGAAGCCAAGACACGAAUGGCCAUGUUUAAGAAAAGUUUGAGAAUUAACUCAACAGCCACACCAGACCAGGACCGUGAAAAAAUUAAACAGUUUGCUGCACAAGAAGAAAAGAGGCAGAAAAAUGAGAGAAUGGCUCAGCAUCAAAAACAUGAGAGCCAGAUGCGGGAUCUGCAGCUGCAGUGUGAGGCCAAUGUCCGAGAGCUGCAUCAGCUGCAGAAUGAAAAAUGCCACCUGUUGGUUGAACACGAGACUCAGAAACUGAAGGAGUUGGAUGAGGAGCACAGCCAGGAGCUAAAGGAGUGGAGAGAGAGGCUGAGGCCAAGGAAGAAGACACUGGAAGAAGAGUUUGCCAGGAAACUGCAGGAGCAGGAAGUGUUUUUUAAAAUGACGGGGGAGUCGGAAUGUCUUAAUCCCUCAGCACAGAGCCGUAUCUCCAAAUUCUACCCUAUUCCCACCUUGCAUUCCACUGGGUCGUAGCGAUAGCAAGCAUUCUCCGUCUGGAUUUGGCUUCUAAGUACAUCAUUGUAUUCCUUCAUCUUCCUCAGUAUGUAUGACUCACAAAGACAAUCACCUGUUUCAUCUUCUCGGUGGUUCUGAAAAUUUGUUUCUUGGAUUUUAUUGUUAACAGAGAUGAAGGGCAAAUGAACUAAGACAGAUGCCAGGCCAUGUUGGCGAGUAGCAUCUUGCAGUAAUUCCCUAAGGUGGUUUUGUAUAUUGACCUUAAAUAUUGUAUUCUUUAGACACUGUUACUAAAAAACUGCCAGAGAAAUAAUGUUUAAAGGUAUUUGGAGGGAAAAAAACAACAACCAAACCUGUUACAUCACUAAGUAUUAAUAAAUAUUGUUUUACCUGAUUUCUCAAUGAUGCUAAAUUCUGUAGUAAAGAUUCUGCUGUAGAAGUGGAGUAAUUUUCUUUUGGUAAACCAGCUCUUAUUAAAAAGCCAUGAGUUAUCGAAGUAUGUUAUUGAUUCAGUACAUAGAUAUAUUUUUAUCAUUAAACAGGAUCAAAGUCUUUUAAAAAAGAAAGAUUAUUUCAGUAAUCUGUCACAAAUAUUAGCCUGUGUGGUCAAGAACUAAUAAUUGAGGUGCUAAUUUUAUUAAGAUAGUGCCUAAAAUACUAAAUUUUAAUCAUGUAUAAAAUGGGAUUUUCUUUUUGACCAACAGGAACAAAGUACCCUCUCACUGAACAUUACUGUUUUAAAAACUUGCUUAUAUUGCCACUUAAUACUCAUCCUAAAACCAAUGUAUAAAAUUUGGGGAGAUGAAUGAACUAGCUUUAAAAUGUGCAAACUGAACAUAUAGAAUUCACCGCAUUGUUAAUAGCACAGACUGAGCUCUUCCACUUAAUCCCUCAUAAGAAGCCCACAUCUCAGCAAGUUCAGUUCCGCAGUAGAAGCUUAGAGGUCUCUGUGCCCCGAGCUUUGGUCACGACUGCAGUUCUGAAGCUGGUCUUGAAGCCUUUGUCCACAGAAGAUUCUCAUUCAGUAUCAGACACACAUGCAAAGUGACACUGUAUUGUUUCAAAUGGGGCUAUUCAGGUGCAUUUUAGUUUUAGUUUGUUCCAUGUUUAAAUUAAUUACUUUGAGUCAGAAAAACCUGAAACCUUUAUCAUGUGGUUGCUGGUACAUGUGAUUAUUAAUGAAAUGUUCACUCUUAGUUCCUUUUGAAGCUCAGCAUCUCACCCGCGUCAGGUCAACAGUAUUAUAAACAGCACAUUUGUGAAUGAUGCUUGCUGCCUGCCAUUGGCAACCUGCUCUCUUCUAAGAGUGCUAGGUACCAAAUUGUAAACGUUUCUGUUGUUAGCUAUAUUUUGAGGUUGGUGAAGACUAAAAUGUCAGUGUAAUGUUGUGGAAACACCAGUUCAUAUUAAGAAAAUGUAAAUGUCUGUAGUACUUUCUUGGAGUUCAUUUGAAAACUUUGGAUGCUGAACUUUAUCUGGUUUAGAUGGUUUAAAAAUGCAUGUGUAACUUUAAUUUUAUAAUUAUUUUGACAAGCUUAAUUUUCUUGGACAACCUUGUAGGUAGCCUUAACUUUCAGCCAAUUUUGUUUUUUAUAUAAAUAUAUAUAUAUAUAUACAUAUAUAUAUAAUGUAUGGUUGUAAAUUCAUACACUUAUCACAUGAAUGUGUUACUGUAUACAGAAUCUUUAAUGCUUUAUUUUCAGAUGCUGGGUUGAAACUGUUUGAAAGCCUUUAAAUAUAUAUCUUUAUAAAGUAAUAUUCAGGAUGAUGAUGGAAAUUGUUUAUAUUAUUAUGAUAAAAGACGGAAUUAUGUUGCCCAGUGUAUUUAAUGAUUUAUUUGAAGAGGGAGAGGGGAGGAAGGCUCUUAUACACCACUUUCUCCUUUGAAUUUUUCAGUUUACUAGAUUUUUACAAGUGAUUGCUUCAGUCAGUGGGCUUUCUUUUCAGCAUCAUUUAGGUCAUUGUAGACAUGAUUUGAUCUGAAUAUCUGCCCUUGCUGGUCCUUUUCAGCUUGACGUUUAGAGCAUUAUAUCUGGGAUGGAGGCUGGAAGGGGUGUCUCCCUGCAGACUUUCCUCCGAAUUCCCUGCUGCUGCUUGAGGUUUCUUUCAAGCAUGGCUGUAUUCCUGUGGGUGCAGGGACUGUCCAGUGGUAUACAUGGGGAGGGGGACACUCCUCUCAAUAUUUCAGGUUGUAUAUAGAAAGUGUUUUGUAAUAGAACAUGCUGUUUCUAAACUUGCCUGCUUCUUGUAAGGCCUUACGCCAUGUAGAUAAUAGUGACCGUUCUCUGCUGCAUGAAGUAGGUGGGGAGUGGCUGGGGGCACAGACUUCUUUGAAUCUGAGAGUACAGUCAAUCCAUCCCCCGAUUAAGUUGUUUGGUUGCUGUGGCAGAGUGUGCCAUCAGUGCAUAAAGGAAAUGCUCCAUGUGUGUACCUUCAGAAGUCACCUCCCCUUUCCCACACGCCACACCUCCACCACACUUCUGCAGGUCCAGCUCCCAGAGCCCAAGCGCAGGGUUUCCGUAGACCUCUUGACCACAGGCUGUGGGUUGCUGAGUUAGCUGCUGUUUUAUGUGGAGUCACAGUAAGCUUGCUCUUACCCUUUUCUUUGGGGAGGAGGAACUUUAGAGUGCUUUUCCUUUGCUGAAAAUGGUGGAACCUUCCCCCAUGACAGGACAUGGCAAACUGUAACUAAGUAAGAAGCAGAACCGGAGCUACCUCUAAGCAGUGUUUUCUCAAGCACACGCUCUCAGGCACAUGAGACCCUCCCCAUGGAGGCUUCUCUGAUUUCUUGAGCAUCAGCAAGUCUCGGAAGUGACUGUUUUUUCUACUUUCCCAGGCCCUCUGCACCCUUAUACUUCCCCCAUUCCACACUGUGCUUAUUAUAUGACAGAGACUCUUCUAAGAAGCCAAAUUCGGCCAAAUUAAUAGCUAGGAAUAUUGCAGAACAAAGAAGUGCCCAGAACUGCAGUGGAAGAAGGGUGUCCAUUCUAAUAGCCUUCUGGUCCUUCCUCGGAAUGCUCCUGUAGGACACGAGUGAUAUUUUCAGUGCUUCUCUUAUGUCAGAGGCAACAGUUAAUGCCUCUGCUGUUGUUGUUGUUUGGCUGACAUGGUUUUGAUAAUGCUUUAAAAUUUCUGCUACAAAGCUUGGAAUAGAGUGUUUACCAGUUUCAAAUGUUGGCUGCAACUUAAAUGUUAUUCUUUACAGUGUAAUAAGUUCACAAGCUAAAUUUUCAAAGAGAAUUUCUUUUCACAUUAUGCUUCUUGUCUACUUGGAAUCAGAAACAUAUCUUUUCAAUCCCAGGAUUGUCAAACAAUAAAGUUAUUUCUUAAUCUA
Molecule: messenger RNA, 7504 nt
Organism: Onychomys torridus (southern grasshopper mouse)
Lineage: Eukaryota; Metazoa; Chordata; Mammalia; Rodentia; Cricetidae
Gene: Slk
Product: STE20 like kinase
Exons: 18
Coding region: 583-4188 (1201 amino acids)
Biological process (GO): protein phosphorylation
Molecular function (GO): protein serine/threonine kinase activity; protein binding; ATP binding
Source: RefSeq, a predicted model, not a curated record